Messenger RNA from Ipomoea triloba (trilobed morning glory), 596 nucleotides. Its product is annotated as auxin-induced protein 15A-like. Gene Ontology annotation, biological process: response to auxin. Lineage: Eukaryota; Viridiplantae; Streptophyta; Magnoliopsida; Solanales; Convolvulaceae. The transcript has a single exon. The record is from RefSeq and is a predicted model, not a curated record. Bases 96 to 389 code for a protein of 97 amino acids.
CUUCACAACUACAAUAGUUUCUGCAUUCUAAAAUUGUUUCUGUUCUAUAGCAUCUUUGAUUUACACUGCCUCUGCUUUAAAAGAAACAUCCCAGCAUGGCAAUUAGUGUGACUCGCAUUCUUCGUGCUAAGCAGGGCCUCAGAAGGUCUUCUUCAAGAACAAACAGAGAAAGUGAGGUCCCUAAGGGGCACUUUGCAGUUUAUGUGGGUGAAAGCGAAAAGAUGAAGCGCUUUGUUCUUCCAAUAUCAUUCUUGAACAACCCUUCAUUCCAAGACAUGCUAAAUCAGGCCGAGGAAGAGUUCGGAUUUGAUCAUCCAAUGGGUGGACUCACAAUACCUUGUCCAGAAGAUAACUUCCUUGACAUCAUCUCUAGUUUGAGUAGAUACUGAGAUACAACAAAGAGCUUAGUUUAGUAGAGAAAAUUUUUGCAGAGAGAGUAUUCUUGUACAGUUUUUUUUUUUACCUGUCUCAUGAUCAGCUUGGAAACUGUAAAUUUCACUGGUUAUAUGAAGGCCUAUUGUGCGCUAAAUGUCUAUAUAUCAGGAGACUUGGGUAGUUACACUAAUAUUAUGUUUUCAAGAGAUAAUUGAUGACUU